Molecule: messenger RNA, 2031 nt
Organism: Chrysochloris asiatica (Cape golden mole)
Lineage: Eukaryota; Metazoa; Chordata; Mammalia; Afrosoricida; Chrysochloridae
Gene: UMOD
Product: uromodulin
Exons: 11
Coding region: 1-2031 (676 amino acids)
Biological process (GO): neutrophil migration
Cellular component (GO): apical plasma membrane; cell surface
Molecular function (GO): calcium ion binding
Source: RefSeq, a predicted model, not a curated record
AUGGUGCGGCUUUGCUCGUUGGCUUCAAUGCUGCUGAUGGUCCCAGUGAUAACCCCUUGGUUCAUCACAGUUUCAGCCAGUAACACUUCAGAAACAAGAAGCUGCUCGGACUGCCACAGCAACGCCACCUGCGUGGAAGAUGGGGUGGCCACAGCCUGCUCCUGCCUGGCGGGUUUCACUGGCGACGGCUUCCUGUGCACAGACGUGGACGAGUGUGCCACGCCUGGAGCAUCCAACUGCUCGGCGGGCAGCAGCUGCGUGAACACGCCCGGCUCCUACAUCUGCCUCUGCCCCGUCGGCUUCCGCUUGACUCCCGGGCAUGGCUGCACCGACGUGGAUGAGUGCGCAGAGCCGGGUCUCAGCCGCUGCCACGCCUUGGCCACCUGUGUCAACGGCGAGGGCAAUUACUCGUGCGUGUGCCCCGCGGGCUACGGCGGGGACGGGCAGUACUGUGAGUGCCAGCCGGGCUCCUGCGAACCCGGGCUGGACUGCUUGCCAGCCGAGGAGGGCGCGCGCGUGUGCGUCGAUCCGUGUCAGAUGUACCGCACCCUGAAUGAGUAUUGGCGCAGCACCUCCUACCGGGCGGGCUACACCUGCGACUCUGGCCUACGUGGCUGGUACCGCUUCUUGGGCCCGGGCGGCGUGCGCUUGCCAGAGAGCUGCGUCCCGGUGCUGAGCUGCAAUACGGCCGCGCCCAUGUGGCUCAACGGCACGCACCCGUCCACCGACCAGGGCAUCGUGAACCGUACGGCCUGCGCGCACUGGAGCGACAGCUGCUGUCUAUGGGAUGUGCCGGUCCAGGUGAAGGCCUGCGCCGGCGGCUACUACGUCUACAACCUGACAGCGCCCCCUGCGUGUCAUCUGGCCUACUGCACAGACCCCAGCUCUGUGGAGGGGAGGUGUGAAGAAUGCAGCCCAGAGGAGGACUGCGUAUCAGAUAACGGCAGAUGGCGCUGCCAGUGUAAACAGAACUCUAACAUUUCAGACAUCUCCCAGCUGGAACCCAGACUGGAGUGUGGGACCAAUGACAUCAAAGUGUCCCUGGACAAGUGCCAGCUGAAGAAUCUAGGUUUCGAGAAUAUCUUCAUGUACCUACAGGACAACCGAUGCCUGGGCUUCAAUGAGAGGAGUGACAGGGACUGGGUGUCCGUGCUGACCCCAGCCCAGGAUGGCCCCUGUGGAACUGUUUUGAUGAAAAAUGAAACCCACGCUACCUACAGAAACACCCUCUACCUAGCAGAUAAGAUCAUCAUUCGAGAGCGCAACAUCAAGAUCAACUUUGCAUGCUCCUACCCUCUGGACAUGAAAGUCAGCCUGAAGACCUCACUGCAGCCAAUGGUCAGUGCCCUCAACAUCAGUGUGGGCGGGACAGGCAUGUUCACUGUGCGGAUGGCCCUCUUCCAGAACCCUGCCUACACACUGCCCUAUCAAGGCUCCACCGUGACGCUCUCCACCGAGGCCUUUCUGUAUGUGGGCACCAUGCUGGAUGGGGGCGACCUGUCCCGCUUUGUCCUGCUAAUGACCAAUUGCUAUGCCACACCCAGCGGUAACAUCACAGACCCUGUGAAGUACUUCAUCAUCCGUGACAGAUGUCCACGUGCCGAGGACUCAACCAUCCAAGUGGUGGAGAACGGAGAGUCCCCUCAGAGCCGAUUUUCUGUCCAAAUGUUCCGAUUUGCUGGAAACUAUGACUUGGUCUACCUGCACUGUGAAGUGUAUCUCUGUGACUCCAUGAAUGAAAAGUGCAAGCCGACCUGCUCUGGGACCAGAUUACGCAGUGGGGGCCUCAUAGACCAAUCCCAUGUCCUGAACUUGGGUCCCAUCACUCGGAAAAGUGUCCAGGCCACAGUGUCCAGAGCUGCUCCCGGCCACUCAGGCCAACACCUGGUGUUUGGCCUGAGCGAGUUCAGCACAGUCUGGGGGAGCCUGGAGCAGAAGAGGCUUGCCCUCUGUGACUAUGCUGCAGGGUCACCAAGAAUCCUGAAAGCCUGGUUGCUUCUGUUGGCCACAUUGACCCAGAUGUUGCAGUAA